UACUCAAAAACAAAGGUAUGGGUAUAAAAAUGCAGUGUUAAUAUUUUAAAAAGAAAACUUUAGAGGGAUAGUCAAAACGCAGUUUGCGAGCUUAAAUGUAAAAUAAUGGCGAAAUUAAUGCCCACCCCAUUCGCAAUCUUACCUUCUCCAUUCCCAACCUUAUCCCUGCUUUCCAUUUCUCCAUUUAUUUCCCGAUUUCGCCAGAAGCCGUCUGCCUUCACUGCCGGCUCUCGCUGUUCCACGCACCGGAAGCCGCCUUUCACGGACAUGUCUGUUACCAUUCCAGUCGCCGGUUCUCUCCGCCGGGAGAUUGCUGCCGAACCGUUGCUGGAUUCUCGAAAUCGUGCAGGGAAGAGUGAUGUGUUGGCAUCAGAUUUGGACCAAGAUACAAGCACAUCAAGUAAAGGUGGCCUUCACAAGAGCAAAUACUCUAUGACUUCCAUCAGCUGCUUUGGAGUUGACCUUACACCAGAUAACAUUGCAGUGGCUAUGGUCUAUUUUGUUCAGGGUGUCUUAGGACUUUCCAGGCUCGCUGUCAGUUUCUACUUGAAAGAUGACCUGCAUCUUGACCCUGCAGAGACAGCAGUUAUAUCUGGAUUUUCAUCAUUACCGUGGCUUGUAAAACCUUUAUAUGGGUUUAUCAGUGAUUAUUUCCCCCUUUUUGGAUACCGGAGAAGAUCUUAUCUGGUUCUAUCAGGGCUUCUUGGAGCACUCUCCUGGAGUCUGAUGUCCACCUUUGUUGACAGCAAGUAUGGCGCUGCUUUCUGCAUUCUUCUUGGAUCUCUUUCAGUUGCUUUCUCCGAUGUUCUAUGAUAUUAAAUUGAGGCAUGAUGUAGGUUGUUGAUUCAAUGGUAGUAGAGAGGGCACGAGGUGAGUCUCAAAGCAUGUCUGGAUCUCUCCAGUCAUUAUGUUGGGGUUCUUCGGCCUUUGGAGGAAUUGUCAGUGCAUACUUUAGUGGUUCCCUGGUGGAUGCCUAUGGUGUGAGGUUUGUUUUCGGCGUGACAGCAUUGUUGCCAUUAAUAACUUCUGCAGUAUCCAUUCUUGUGAAAGAGCAGCCUGUGCAUGGCCUACCCAGGGGUCAGAAUCUUUCUUUAGACAUUAGCUUCUUUGAGAGCUCAAAGAAGAACAUUAUUCAAUUGUGGGGAGCUGUUAAAGAGCCCAAUGUUUUUCUACCAACCAUAUUUAUAUUUCUAUGGCAGGCAACUCCACAGUCUGAUUCUGCCAUGUUUUAUUUCACAACAAAUAAACUCGGUUUCACUCCAGAGUUCUUGGGCCGUGUCAAACUUGUCACUUCAAUUGCGUCCCUUCUUGGUGUUGGGCUGUAUAAUGGUUUCUUAAAGAAUGUUCCACUGAGAAAGAUAUUCCUUGCAACAACUGUUAUCGGCACAACCCUUGGGAUGACCCAGGUGCUCCUUGUAACUGGAUUGAACCGGCAAUUAGGCAUUAGUGA
Messenger RNA from Cuscuta campestris, 1450 nucleotides. NCBI's taxonomy places the organism in Eukaryota, Viridiplantae, Streptophyta, Magnoliopsida, Solanales, Convolvulaceae. The record is from the annotation of a GenBank genome assembly.